This is a messenger RNA of Didymodactylos carnosus, 1310 nucleotides long. Lineage: Eukaryota; Metazoa; Rotifera; Eurotatoria; Philodinida; Philodinidae. The record is from the annotation of a GenBank genome assembly.
AAUUCACUAUUCACUCAAUAAACAUCAGAACGAGUUCAAAACUUCAGGAUAUAGCUAAUUUUGGCUGUUAAACGUGAUUAUAGGAUCGAAAAAAUCGAAAAAGUAUAAAUUUGUUAGUGGGUUUUCUACCACAGAUACUUCAGUCCCUAUCUCAGGAUGUAAAUUUUUUUAAAGGGAAAAGUUUUAAUUUUAAAAUUUUUUAAUUUCAAUUUCCUCGCCUAGAGAUUUUCUUGAAUAAAAUUCAGAACUAUGAAUAUCGAUAGAGAAUUCACUUCUCUACAAAAUGGCUUAUUUUUUUCGAAGUUAUGAUGCUUAUAACAGCUUUUAGAGUCAACAGAGUUUUCUGGGAAACCAGUUUUUGCAAUCACUUUUUCGAUGAGUUAACAAGUUUAUUAACUUUAUUUCAUAUUGCAUCAGCAGACGUGUAAGUCUAUAUAUUCCUAUUAAAAAUAACUUUUUCUGAAUAUCUUCUCAUUUAAGUUUAACCUUCUUCAUCGAAACCAUACAAAAAAGAAUGAACUUCUGUCACGAAGCAUAUUUCGAGAUUUUUAUUUGACUCAGCAAUCUGUUGCGAAAACCAGAUAGAUAUUCUAAAAACUCGUUAAAAACUGAAUAACUUCCACCUAGAACAUCUUUUUGUACCACUGCUCAAUCUGAAGAAAAAUACAAAAGUCUCUAAACGUCCGAAAACAAUUCCAUUUUUUGAAAUUCCGUCACGGUCUCCAUUUUUUCAAUAACUUUUGUAUGGCUCAACUAAUUUCAGUGAAAUUUUUUUGGUAGUAGAACUCAUGGUUCUUCUACCUAUGAUAAAAAUUUCAGAAGGUUUGCUAUCGCCGUGCGCGAGUUAUAAAUUGCAGAAUGCGAAAAAAUUAAAUUCUGUCACACUGGACCACGUUCUAUAACGUUCAAUUACACUUUCAGGACAAUCUGAAUCUAGUUGGUGUUGUGGUUGUUAUUCAUUGAUCUUUACCUCUGGCCCAGUUGUUGGUCAGGAGUUGAUUGUACAAGUCACAAAUACUGGUGGUGAUCUCGGAGGAAAUCAUUUUGAUUUACAAAUACCUGGUGGUGGUGUGGGCAUAUUUAAUGGUUGCAGUAGACAAUUUGGUGCUCCUUCCGACGGCUGGGGCGCUCGAUAUGGAGGUAUUCGUCAACGUUCAGAGUGCUCUCAGUUGCCAGCACAAUUACAAUCGGGAUGUCAAUGGCGUUUCGACUGGUUUAAAAAUGCUGACAAUCCCACAAUGACAUUGAGGAGAGUCAAAUGUCCAAAGGAAAUAACGGACAAAACAAACUGUAAACGAUCCGAUGAAUAG